Bemisia tabaci is the source of this 1722-nucleotide messenger RNA. RefSeq lists its product as uncharacterized. NCBI's taxonomy places the organism in Eukaryota, Metazoa, Arthropoda, Insecta, Hemiptera, Aleyrodidae. The record is from RefSeq and is a predicted model, not a curated record.
AGGAUCCGUGUAAUUUCUAAACUUCAAACACGCGUUUCUCGAAAUAGCCAAUACUGCAUUUGUGCGCCUUGUCCUCCGAGCCCCUCAAAUUAGAGUAAAGUGCGGUUUCAUGUCAAGAGAACUUUGACCCCUUUGAAUGACGGCAGUGCCGGUGUUAGCCACUAGCCAUUCCUCUCAUCUCCAAAGGCUGCGAAGAGGGGUCUUUGCUCUUUAACCCCGCAAUAUCUGUACACGACAUUAGACAAUGGCAUGACUCUUCACAUCGCCUUCCUCAGCGCUCACACAGAUAUCACCGAGGUGUCUUGAAGAAGCGCCCCAAGAGGAAGGCCCAUACGCUUUUCUGACUUCGUUGUGUUCGUUUCGUGUUCAGCUCCUGUGUCUCGUGAUUUCGUGUUCAAAAUGGUUCAAAUUUGCUUGCUGGGUCUCGUUGAACGUGCUAGUGCUGAAUUUCAACCGGAGCGCAUCGCAAAAUAUUUCGAUCGGCCUGAAUUGACUAUUUUCUACGAGCGGGUCGGGGCCCAGGUGAAGGCUCGCCAAAAUUUUCAACUACAGCUUGGAAUACAACUCCGGGCAUUUAAGGGCCAUUUGCGGGGUUUUGAGGACUUGAGAUGGGAUCGCGACUACAAUCAAUUCCGAAUGGAAAUUUCUACUCCGUGUGGACUUAAACAACGGAUUAUUCUGGUUGAAACCCGAGCCGGAGUAUCACCUCUGAACGAGAAGCUCCAUCAACAAUUCUUCAACUCGACCGCUGGUGACUGGGAUGACUGGGUCAACAAGUUCAACGAAAUGGAAGCUGAGAUCAGGAUUUUCAAAGAGGCUCAUCGAGCAGCCUAUAAAAAUCAAUUGGGAUUACUAGGUCAAUAAAAUCCAGACUUCAUUUGAUUUUCGGAUAUAACACUCUUUACUCACAGACACUACCUGCUACUGUAGUUUGUAAAUAAUUUUAAGUUACCUUGAUCUUGAAAUUUUGAGAAAUUUGAUACUUGGCUAAUCGAUUGCUUGAUAUUCAGUCUAUCUACAUGAAGUAUUUCUUUAUUUGACACAUUUAUUUUCUAGUCAGAUUUUAGAUUUUUAGGGCAUGUUGAGAAAUUCUGUUGAAAAAUUAUCUGAGCUUGACCUUUAGGUAGUUUUCUAUCCCCUUUCAACUUGCCUAUAAAGGUACUCAAUUUUGAACAUCAACGCCUCAUUGACACUGAAUUAUUCAUCCCUCUUUCGGAUAUACUUUGAAAUUCAGCUGAUGCAGCUUCUUGGCGAUUGUAUGCUUCAGAAGAGACUCAGACUUACUUCAGUGAUACGAUGAACUUGCUUCCUAUUCAGAUAGUGCACAUUGAGAGAGAAUACAUUGCAAUGAUAAAAACUUGUACUGCUGAGUUAUGCUAGUUUUUGAAAAGAAUUUCUACUGCAUUUAUAAGUUAGUAAAGAUUAAUAUUAAAAGUGAUAUAGUUUGCAAAAAAUUAAAGGAGAUGCUUAAUACAAUGGCGCCACAAAAGCAGUUCUUCAUUUUCUUUGCCUUAAAAAAGUUGCAAACAUGUUCAGGAAGUAUGUACCAAAGUGAAUUGAUCAUUUCUAACUUCCCUUCGACAAAACUUUGAGGACAGCACCUUUACUUUACUAUUUGCCACAAUAAGAGGGCAAUACUGUGAAUUUGUUUUACUGAAAAGGCACUGUAGAUCAAUUGUUAAAUUUUUUGUAUAAUUAAUAAACAAAAACAAAAUAAAUCAA